Molecule: messenger RNA, 6600 nt
Organism: Hemicordylus capensis (graceful crag lizard)
Lineage: Eukaryota; Metazoa; Chordata; Lepidosauria; Squamata; Cordylidae
Gene: NFE2L1
Product: NFE2 like bZIP transcription factor 1
Exons: 6
Coding region: 2666-4651 (661 amino acids)
Biological process (GO): regulation of transcription by RNA polymerase II
Cellular component (GO): nucleus
Molecular function (GO): DNA-binding transcription factor activity, RNA polymerase II-specific; RNA polymerase II cis-regulatory region sequence-specific DNA binding
Source: RefSeq, a predicted model, not a curated record
UAGUAGCAGCUGCAUAGGCAGCUGUUGGUAUCUCACUACCACAUCCACAGAGACUGUCAGUGGAUGGAGGUAGAAGGGAUGGCUCCAGAGCUUAGCUUCAAGUAGUUAGAUUCUAGGGACUAAAGCUUUCCUAAAAAUUGUGCUGCCUGCCCUGGUAGCUCUUUCCACUAAUCUGUGUUAUGUUGUGCUUGUGUGUAGUUUAUGCAGUAGUGAAUCUUGCCUCACAAACCUUUUGGAGUUCUUUGAGAGUGUAAACAAGUAUGUGGAUAAAGGUGAUCCAUUUGACAUAGUCUACCUGGACUUCCAAAAAGCUUUCGACAAAGUUCCUCAUCAAAGACUCCUGAGAAAACUUAACAGUCAUGCGAUAAGGGGACAAGUAUAUGUGUGGAUUGCUAACUGGUUGAAGGACAGGAAACAGGUAUAAAUGGAGAGUUUUCACAAUGGAGUGAAGUAAGAAUUGGGGUCCCCCAGGGAUCUAUACUGGGACUGGUGCUUCUAAUUUAUUCAUAAAUGAUCUAGCAGUAGAGGUAAGCCAUGAGUUAGCCAAACUUGCAGAUGAUAACCAAACACUUUUGGGUAGUGAAAUCCAAUACAGAUUGUGAGGAGUUCCAAAAGGAUCUCUUCAAACUGCGGGAGUGGGCAACAAAAUGGGAAAUUGCGGUUCAGUGCUGGCAAGUGUAGUGAUGUACAUUGGGUCAAAAAAUCCCAGCUUCAAGUAUACGCUGAUGGGAUAUGAGCUGUCAGUGACUGACCAGGUGAGGGAUCUUGGGGUCGUGGUGGACAGCUUGUUGAAAGUGUCGACUUAAUGUGCGGCAGCUGUGGAAAAGGCCAAUUCCAUGCUAGGGAUCAUUAGGAAGGGGAUUGAAAAUAAGACUGCUAAUAUUCUAAUGCCCUUAUACAAAACUAUGGUGUGGCCAUACCUGGAGUACUGCGUACAAUUCUGGUCACCACAUCUAAAGAAGGACACUGUAGAACUGGAAAAGGUGCAGAAGAGGGCAACAAGAUGAUUAGGUGCGUAGAGCACCUUUCUUAUGAGGCAAGGCUACAACACCUGGGACUAUUUAGUUUAGAAAAAAGAUGACUAUGGGGAGGCAUGAUGGAGGUCCAAAAAUGCAUGGUGUGGAGAAAGUGGAUAGAGAGAAAUUCUUCUCCCUCUCACAUAACACUAGAACAGGGGUCAUCCCAUGAAAUUGAUUGCCAGGAAAUUUAGGACCAACAAACGGAAGUACUUUUUCACACAACCCAUAAUCAACUUGUAGAAUUUUCUGCCACAAGAUGUGGUGACAGCCAACAACAUGGAUGGCUUUAAGAGGGGUUUGGAUGACUUCAUGGAGGAAAUGUCUUUCAACGGCUACUAGUCGGAGGGCUAUAGGUCACCUCCAGGCUCAAAAGCAGGAUGCCUCUGAGUACCAGUUGCAGGGGAGUAACAGCAGGAGAGAGAGCAUGCCAUCAACUCCUGCCUGUAGGCUUCCAGUGGCAUCUGGUGGGCCACUGUGUGAAACAGGAUGCUAGACUAGAUGGGCCUUGGGCCUGACCCAGCAGGGCUGUUCUUAUGUUCUUAUGAAAUGUUCUGGGGCACUUUAUAUACUCCAGGCUGAGUUUAGGUUCAGAUUAAGCCCCAGGCGUUUCUUACAGAACAUCUCCCAUGGUUAGGACCAGAGGUGGGAGGGAGGAACAUUGCUGUUUUUCAUAGAAUGUUUUGUACGUACUCUCAGUGCUUCUCAUACAUUCACUUGGAAAUCCUUACAGUAACCCUUUAAAAUAGACCAGUAUGGUGUUUAUUUUUAUAUUACAGAUGAGAACUUAAACCUGAAAGAAAGUGGCCUAUUUUAGCCCACUUAGUGGGCUCUUAGUUAAGGUGAGAGAUGAAUUAGGGACUCUAGCUCACUGCCCAUGCUCUUUUAUUUUAGGGUGUUUUAGUUUGUUGCCACUUUUCCUACCAAAGGGUUCUCAAAGCGCUUUGCAUAGUGAAAGCAAUAAGAAGAUGGUUCCCUGUCCCAAAGUGGCUCACAAUCUUAAAAAGAAAUGCAAGGAAGGCACUAGCAAGAGCCACUGGAGGAACACUGUGCUGGGGUUGAAAAGCAUCGUUGCUAUCCACUCUGCUAAAUAUAAACAAGCUACCACUUUCAAAGGUUCCUCCUUGCCCAGUCAGCAGGGGUUUAACACUGUUUACACCAACUCUGAAUGCUGUUUGAGAGGUUUGAAUCUGAGGUUUGAGAGGUUUUGUUCUAGAAAGAGCCUCUUACCUGGAACAUCUUUGCAAUCAGUAAUGUAGCACCAGUGUUGUCAAACUCUAUGGGAAACACAUUUUGGAAGUUGGUGUACAUUGGGGACAUCUACACUCUGCUGUUCACACCAUAUAACUGGCUAAGAGAUACAUAUUUAAUCAUCAUCAUCAUAAUUGUGUCCUUUUAUAAAUAUUCCCCAUCAUGUGUGCCCUGAGAGGAAGGCAUGAAAGGAGGUGCCCAGGCCAGAGGAGGGCAUAACAUCGGCCCCCAUAGAGAACAGCACUGGCCUGUGAGGACUGUUGGGGCAGCCCCCCACCCCUUCCCACAAGUACUGAAAGACCAGUGUGCCCUGAGAGGAAGGCAAUAACGGAGGCAUCCAAGCCAGGGAGCUCUUGUCCUCGGCUCCUGAAAAGACCAACAGCCUGAGACAAUGUUUUAUGAACAUUCGAGCUGAAGUUUUGCUCAUUGGACUACGUACGUGUGAGUGUGUGUGUUUGAGAGAGAGAAGGAACUCACAACAACUGGGUUCCUUACCCAACAUGUUCUGCCACCCCUGCCAGGCUAUAAUCUCCGACGGCCUCCUUACCUACUUCCAAAUGUUGUCAGCACUUGCUUCUCAAUCAAGCCUGCCCUGGAAUGAGGACAUUGAUUUAAUUGACAUCCUUUGGAGACAGGAUAUCGACCUUGGAGCUGGGCGUGAGAUUUUUGACUAUAGCCACCGCCAGAAGGACAACGAAGUGGACAAAGAACCGAGUAAUGGGCAGGAGUGUGGGGAUGGCUGGAGGAGCAGAGGGGGCGACGCCGCUGACAGGGCCUUGCUAGUGGAUGGCGAAACAGGGGAGAGCUUCCCUGCACAGGUGCCUGGUGUGGAGGACCAGACAGCCUUGUCCUUGGAAGAGUGCCUUAGGCUGCUGGAGGCCACAUUUCCCUUUGGGGAGAAUUCGGAGUUUCCAGCUGCAGAUGCCCCCAGCCUAACCGAAGCUGUGCCUAGUGAGAGUGGACCUUCUGUUGUCCCAGAUGGGCUCCUGUCUCCUCUUCUGACUGAGACAGAGUUGCCCUUUGAUCUGGAGCAGCAGUGGCAGGACCUCAUGUCUAUCAUGGAAACGCAGGGUAUGGAGGUGAACAGCACAGCAGCUACAGAAACCCUGUACAACAGCACAGGUGGAGACAUCCUGACGGCCAACUUUAGCCUUGCCCCAUCUACCCCCAUCAACCAGAAUGUCAGCCUGCAUCAGGCGUCGCUGGGCGGCUGUACACAGGACUUCCCUUCCCUGUUCAGCUCUGAAAUUGAGAGCCCCUCAGCGGCUGGCAGCUUGUUGCAGCUGGUUCCCGACAACUCCACUGGUUUCAACACCACAUUUGGCUCUACCAACCUGAGUGGGAUUUUCUUCCCUCCCCAACUAAAUGGCACCGUGAAUGAGACAUCUGGGCCUGACCUACCAGAUCCUCUUGGAGGUCUCCUGGAUGAAGCCAUGCUAGAUGAGAUUAGUUUGAUGGACUUGGCUAUUGAAGAAGGUUUCAACCCAGUGCAAGCCUCCCGUCUGGAGGAGGAGUUUGAUUCAGACUCUGGGCUCUCCUUGGACUCUAGCCACAGCCCUGCUUCUCUCAGCAGCUCAGAAGCAUCAUCGUCAUCAUCCUCUUCAGCCUCUUCAUCCUUUUCCGAGGAAGGUGCUGUAGGCUACAACUCAGACUCUGAAAAUGUGGACUUUGAAGAUGCAGAAGGGGCUGUUGGGUACCAGCCAGAGUACAAUAAGUUCUGUCGCAUGAGCUACCAGAACCCUUCUCAGUUGCAUUAUCUGCCUUACCUGGAGCAUGUGGGUCACAACCACACCUACAAUAUGGCCCCCAGGACCUUAGACACCGAUGAGCCCCAGCCAGCCAGCAUGGGGAAGAAGAGUGCCAAGGAUAAGCAGGCAGACUUCCUGGAUAAGCAGAUGAGCAGAGAUGAGCACCGGGCCCGAGCCAUGAAGAUCCCUUUCCCCAAUGAGAAAAUCAUCAACCUCCCUGUGGAGGAAUUCAAUGAACUCUUGUCCAAGUACCAAUUGAGUGAGGCCCAGCUUAGUCUCAUCAGGGACAUCCGGAGGCGAGGUAAGAACAAGAUGGCUGCCCAGAACUGCCGUAAGAGAAAGCUAGACACUAUCCUCAACCUGGAACGGGAUGUGGAGGACUUGCAGAGAGACAAGUCGAAGCUGCUCAGGGAGAAGGUGGAAUUCCUCAGGUCCAUCCGCCAGAUGAAGCAAAAAGUGCAGAGCCUGUACCAGGAAGUGUUUGGCCGCUUGCGCGAUGAGAAUGGUCAGCCCUACUCCCCGAAUCAGUAUGCCCUACAGUAUGCCAGCGAUGGCAGCGUUAUCCUAAUACCACGUUCCCUUGCUGACCAGCAGGGCAGGCGGCAAGAGAGGAAACAGAAAGAUAGAAGGAAGUGAGAGAUGAUGAAUGUUGGCAGGAGAGUGCAAAACUCACUGAAACUACAUCCUGGAGAAGGGCUGAGCCCCGAAGAAUUUGAAGGAACUUUCAAGCCUUCUUAUCCAAUAUAUCUUCUCAAACCAUGAUAGCUGCCAGUCAGUGUAUAGGAGCAGACUGCUGGGCAGGGGGCCUGCACGCCUUGAGGGGCAGAAUGGCAAAGCAUGUUGGGAAAGACCUGAGCCCCCCAGCAGCCUGAAACCCAUUGUUGAACAUUGGGGUGGGGGGGAAGGGGAACUAGCUGGCAUAAUGUUUGUUUGGGGAGGGGGGGGUUGAGUCUCAGCAGAGGGUAGAAAAGUUGAAAUGUGUUAAGCUGGAUUUAUUAUUAUUUUUUAGAUAAAAGGAAAAGAGGUUUAAGUGGACAGACUGAGCAAGCUUAAGAGAACAUUUUUUUCUUUGAACUUCCAAAACUUGGAUAUUUCAGGUAGCUGGUUUUUUUCAGAACCAGUUUUGACAUCGGUUCUGUGCAAUUGGAAAAUAUAACCAAAUCCCAGUUAGCCAAUGUCCCUAGUUAUGUAUAUGUGUGCAAAUCCAGGUGGAACACACAAAAUGGUAUUUUAUUUAGGGGAUAAGAGCAAAUAUGUUUUAACCCUUUUCAGCUUGGGAGAAAAUUUUUUACUAAAGGAGUUAAAAGUACAGUCUUUCUACUAGGACUUAAGCAUCUGCCAUAAAUGGUGUGAAGGUAGGACUGGAAAGGGUUAAUAGAACAAAUAUGGUGACACAUCUUCCCACUACCCCUAUCUUCACCAACUAAAAACUCACUAAGCAUGUCACUGCCCACACCAAGAAGCCAGUAUCAUGCUGGGCCACCACCAAGAUGCAUUCAAACAAGAUGGCGCACAGUAAACUGCAUGCUAUAAUGCCAUCUUUCCCACUGACUUGGAGACUUCUUUGAGUAAAAAUGUGUGUGGGCCAGAUGUGAAGCCUGCCCCCUCACCCAGUUGAGGCUUCAAAAUGUGUGUUGGGGGUCUGGUAUAUGUGGUCACCACCACUUGGUCUACAGCACAAUGGGUUUUGCUCCCAUGAAGUGGGCAUGUUGCAUAGAGAGAAUGAACAUCUAUGGAGAAUCCCCAUCUUAAUGGGCACUCUUAUUUUAUUUUUUCCAGAGCACUGUGCUUCUGUGUCUUUCCCUGCCCCCCAUGUAGGGCUGUAGGAUGAAUUCGUAGUACGCAUGUAAGAAAGGGAGAUGUUUCCCUCAGGUGAUUUAAGGCUGCUGAAAGUUCUUUCUGACAUAAAGAAUUAACUGCGUGGUUCCACAGCUGGCUUCCCUUCUGUUCUUGGGUGUCAUUCCAACUUCUUUCCCCUUCCUCCCCCCUUUAGAAAAAAAAAUAAGGCGAAGGGUGAGGGUAGUGCCUUGAACACAGCUGGCCUCAAGCUCCGAGGCAAUCCUCGAGGCUGUUAACUUGCAGUAUAGCACAGCUGGGAGUAUUACUGACCUUACCAGCAAUUGAGCUAAAUGGCUUUGGUUUUUCCCAGCCAGUCAGUCCUGUGUAUGUGAUGGUGUGUGCGGGUGUAGCACUGAAAUGGGCAUCCUUCAGAGGGUUGAAGGGGUAUGAAGCACUGUUUGUGGUAGAGGGCAGACUUUGCAACCAGGUGUUCCACAAUAUUGUUUUCUCAAGGCCAUGAUUUAUUGUAGGGGAAGACUAGAGUGGGUGGGAAGUGAACGAAUGUUGAGUAUCUUCCCAUCUCUUGCUCCUGCGGUUCAACAGCAUGAAACUUGAAGCACAAAACAUGUUGGAGCUGCAGCUGGGUUGCUGAGUGGUUAGGAUGUGGAGCCCUGAUGUGUGCAUGUGUUAAUUUAUUUUUUCCUUAAGAGAUUUUAUUUUGAAUGGUUUCUAUGACCUGUUGGGGAGAGGAGAGAAAGUGUGAGCGUGUGAGCACAGGACAAAAAUAAAAUGGCUUAUUAACUAUG